GAAUUGAUUUUAGAUACAGAUAAAAAAAAGGGGGGGGUUCCUACAUGAGCAUAUACGCAGUGUCAUGCGUCUCGUUAUUUCAGGACCUGACUCCUGAUACAGAAGUAAAAAUAGGUUAACGACAUCCGGGUUUAUGACUCAGGCAUACUGGUUCACCAUCAUGAAUGAAGCAGAAAACGGCCAUAAGUUGGCCUCUCAAAAUUUACCAGCAGAUAAGACCAAACUUCGAGGAAACUGGAGGAAUAAAUGGGAGUUCAUCCUGUCAUGUCUUGGAUACAGUGUAGGGUAUGGGAACAUAUGGCGAUUUCCUUACCUGUGCUACAAGAACGGUGGAGCUGUAUUUCUGAUCCCUUACUACACCCUGAGUCUCUGCGCUGCUCUUCCAUUGUCUUUCAUGGAAAUGUCUAUUGGCCAAUAUACAAGCCUUGGUCCAUUUGUGCUAUUUGGAAAACUAGCUCCCAUCUUCUCUGGUAUUGGCUGGAGCGUUAUAAUGAUGUGCUUUCUCUUUGCUGCAAGUUAUAACCUGAUUGUGUCAUGGUCCAUAUUCUACUUCUUUGCUUCCUUCAGCAACACCUUGCCCUGGGGACACUGCAACAAUGACUUCAAUUCACCUGGUUGCUACUCUAAUUCAGAGGCAAUGCUGUGCAUGAACCAGUCCCUUCACUAUUACAACAGAACCUGCUUAUCAGUGGAUGAUUAUUGCCAAAUUUCUCAACUCACAGCACACAAUCUCACCCACUGCAAUCACUCAGAGGGUCCAGUCUUGGCCAAUGGCUUACUGCCAAAAAUUUCACCCAGUGAGGACUUUUUCAAGAAUCGAAUGCUAGGUUCUCAUGGGAAGACCUGGAGUAAUAUGGGUGGCCUUCAAUGGGAAAUCGUUGGUUGCCAAGCGCUGAGUCUCUCCAUCAUUGCCCUGUCCCUCGUCAAAGGAAUCAAGAGUGUAGGCAAAGUAGUUUAUUUCACAGCUACUUUUCCUUACCUCAUUCUUGCAAUCCUUUUUGUCAGAGGUAUCACUCUCGAAGGAGCUUCUCAAGGCAUUCAGUACUACCUGUUGAAGUUCAACAUAUCGAAGUUAGCUGAAGCACAGGUGUGGAGUGAUGCGGCGAUUCAGAUUUUCUAUUCCAACUGCAUAGCAUUUGGAACUCUCAUCAGUCUGUCCUCCUACAACAAGUUUAAAAACAACUGCAUGAGGGAUGCUGUAGUCAUCAAUCUUUCCAACUCCUCAACGUCAGUUUUUUCUGGAUUUGUCACAUUCAGCAUUCUUGGAUUUCUGGCCCAAGAACUUGGAGUAAGGGUGGAUGAAGUAGCAUCAUCAGGAUCUGGUAUGGUAUUUGUGGCAUAUCCCACAGCAUUAGAACUCUUACCUUUUCCCCAGCUGUGGUCUGCCUUGUUCUUCUUCAUGCUAAUUAACCUAGGAAUUGGCAGUCAGAUACCUACAGUGGAAACUCUAACAUCAGCAUUGUAUGACCAAUUUGAGUUCUUACGGGGAAGGAAGACCAUAGUGUCAAUCUCGACAUGCUUAGUUUUGUUUCUUUGUGGUUUAACGAUGUGCCUGGAAGGAGGGAUACUGAUGUUCGAGUUGUUUUUCUUCUACUCCUCUGGCCUGGGGCUUUUCGUGACAGCUUUUGCCCAGCUCUUCAGCAUUCAGUUCUGUUACGGUACAAAGAAAUUGCUCAGCAACAUCAGAGAGAUGGACGUACACAUUCCAAAAUGGUUAGAAUAUUACUGGAUAACCGCCUGGACUGUUGUAGCUCCUUUCCUACUCUUUACCAUCAGUUUCUUUUACAUCUACUACUUCGUCCCUGCUUACUGGGGAGACUACGUGUUCCCAACGAGAAUUCAAGUCCUGGGUUGGUUCCUUACCUUUGCCACCAUGGGGUUCAUUCCCCUGGGGGUGGUUUUCGCUUGCUGGAGGCACAAAUGUCACUGGGGAGACAUGCUGAAGGUCUCGGACGACUUCUGCCCAGCAAGUGUCAGGAGGGAGACGAGGGCGCUCGCUGGGAACUCCGAACUUAUCCUCGACGAAGAUUUCCAGGGUAGCUGCAAAAAUGAGGAAGAUGACCAAAGUACUAAAGAAGAAAUUCCAAGUCGCGAAAAAGACAUUCCAGUGCAAGGAGUAAAAUUCAUCUGAUCAGAGUAUUAUUCUUAGAAAGUAAAUUAUCAUUUUGAAGAUGAGCUCCUACUAAAGCAGUAUUUUAAUUAUAGGAUUAUGUCUAUAGGGAUCAAUUGUUAUAUAAUGUUUCUGUCAACAGAUAAUUAUCCUGUGAUUCACUGUAUAGCCUUGUAGAUUUUUAUCAGUGAGGUUGAAUUAGAGUACAACAGUCUUUAAUUUUUAAUACAAAGCCAGGAUUAAAAUAAAACUCUUGAACAUUUAA
Molecule: messenger RNA, 2375 nt
Organism: Macrobrachium nipponense
Lineage: Eukaryota; Metazoa; Arthropoda; Malacostraca; Decapoda; Palaemonidae
Product: sodium- and chloride-dependent glycine transporter 1-like
Biological process (GO): sodium ion transmembrane transport
Cellular component (GO): plasma membrane
Source: RefSeq, a predicted model, not a curated record